Paramecium pentaurelia is the source of this 1128-nucleotide messenger RNA. The record is from the annotation of a GenBank genome assembly. Lineage: Eukaryota; Ciliophora; Oligohymenophorea; Peniculida; Parameciidae.
AUGCAGGGAAUCGAAAAUAAUUUUCUCCCAAAAAGUUUAAUCUAUGAAGAUAUCAAUAAGACACCUAUUAAAUAAGAAAAUUGGUGUUUUUCAAUAGCAAUUAACAACGAAAAUUCUUUAAUACUAGUUGGUUGCGGUAAUUGGAUAAAAGUUUAUUAGGUGAAAUAAGAAAAAGUAAGACUUAUUCAUUACUAUUUAACUCCAAAUAGAGUUAUUAUUGUUAUCUUUUUCAAAUUUAAUUUCUUAUUCGCAUCUAGUUCUGAAGAUAACUCCAUCAUUAUAUGGUCACCAUAUUUUAAUCAAAAAUCAAAAUUUCUAAUGAAACUAAGAGGGCAUUCUAAAAAUAUUUAAUGUUUGGUUCUACAUCCAAUUGAUGAUUAGAUGUUAAUUACUGGUUCAUAUGAUUCAAAAAUAAAAUUCUGGUCAUGUUAUAAUAAAUCCAAUAUAUUAAGUGGAAAUUGUUUAUAAACAAUAACUGAGCAUAGCAGUCAUGUUUAUGGAUUAUCAAUAAAUUAAAAUGGAAAUAAAUUGAUUUCCUGUGGUCUAGAUAAUUUAAUUUUGGUGAUGGAACGCAUAAAUUAAGAUUCUCAUUGGUCAGUUAAAUAAAAAAUAAAAGUAAUACGAUAUGGAUUUCGAAUUGCUUUUGUCAGUGAUUUAGUAUUAGUCUUUCUUCCUCAAUCUUCAUCACAUUUGAAAAUAUAUACAUUAAAUCCUAUUGAUAAUGAAUAUAGUAACUCUGAAGAUGUAGUAAUUGAUGGUGGGAAUUCAUUCUGUAAUCAUUACUUCCCGAUAUAAUAUUGUUAAUAAAAAAAGUUAAUGUUAAUAAAAAAUGGAAAUUGUUUGAAUUUUGUGAGAGUAAUUUUGCCUUUUAAAGAUAAUAAUAAUACUUAAAAAGUAGAGAUAAUUUCAAUUAGCAGAUAUAUUUUUAAAAUGAGAAAAGCCUAGAUUUUCGUUAUUAUUAAAUUUAUGGUACAUUAAGUAAUGAUGGAAAUUAUCUAAUAUUUUGGCUAAAAUCAACGAAUGAAAUUUAAAUAUUAAAGCAUAUUAAGAAUUUUGAGUGAUAUUUUAAUUAUUAAAAAAAUAGUUUAUGUUUAUAAUAUUAAAAUAAUUUUAAUAAAUAAAUUUUGA